AUGUUUGCGCCUUUGCAGGAUGAGAAGGAACAGCUGUUAUCAACAUGGUGCAUAUAUAAUCAGUAUUGGAAAGAUGAAUUUCUAACAUGGGAUCCACUGGAGUAUGACAAUAUUUCUCAAAUUUCUCUUCCCUCUCAGGAGGUAUGGAUCCCGGAUGUGUAUAUCAAUGAAUUCGUGGAGUCAGGAAUAACCCCACCACAGAAUUUUCUCUACAUUACACACACAGGACUAGUAAACUACCAAAGAUCAUUGAAAAUGACAUCAAUGUGUAGGUUCUACGUUUACUACUUCCCUUUUGAUCAGCACAACUGUACAGUGACCUUUCAAAGCCACCUUCAUACAGUUGAACAUAUUAAUGUGUCGUUAUGGAGGACAUUAGAGGAAAUGAAGAAGGAUCUGAAGAAGUUUUACAGUGAAGGAGAAUGGAUACUGCUCGGUAUCGAUGCCAGUUACGUAGAAGCAGAUGAUAAAGGGAAAACAUUUGGUUUGCUAGUAGUCUACGUCAUCUUCAGAAGAAAUCCAACUUUUUAUGUUGUGAAUCUAAUUAUUCCCAGCGUGUUUCUCAUAAUUAUGGAUAUUAUUGGUUUCUACAUCCCGCCAGAAAGUGGAGAGAGGAUUUCUUUCAAGAUCACCCUCCUUCUGGGUUACUCGGUCUUCCUCAUCAUAGUUUCAGAAAACUUACCUGCCUCAUCCAGAGGAACUCCAAUAAUAGAGGUGUAUUUCUUGGUCUGCAUGGCUCUGCUCAUCAUCAGCUUGACAGAAAGUAUUUUCAUAGUUCGUAUAGUCAAUAAGAAAAAUAUCCAGUCAAAGGUUCCCAAAUGGAUGAAGAAAUUGCUUCUGGGACAUAUGGCUGUCUUUCUUCACAUGAAGGACAAGAGACGUUAUUUUGGGUCUCUUGAUACAGGGAGAGAGAUUGACACCACAAGCACUGGUUAG
Bufo bufo (common toad) is the source of this 936-nucleotide messenger RNA. RefSeq names its product 5-hydroxytryptamine receptor 3A-like. Lineage: Eukaryota; Metazoa; Chordata; Amphibia; Anura; Bufonidae. The record is from RefSeq and is a predicted model, not a curated record. Bases 1 to 936 code for a protein of 311 amino acids. Gene Ontology annotation, cellular component: synapse; postsynaptic membrane; neuron projection. Gene Ontology annotation, molecular function: neurotransmitter receptor activity; transmembrane signaling receptor activity; extracellular ligand-gated monoatomic ion channel activity. The transcript is spliced from 6 exons. Gene Ontology annotation, biological process: monoatomic ion transmembrane transport; nervous system process; signal transduction.